Messenger RNA from Austrofundulus limnaeus, 2303 nucleotides. Its product is annotated as sodium- and chloride-dependent GABA transporter 2. NCBI's taxonomy places the organism in Eukaryota, Metazoa, Chordata, Actinopteri, Cyprinodontiformes, Rivulidae. Gene Ontology annotation, molecular function: gamma-aminobutyric acid:sodium:chloride symporter activity. Gene Ontology annotation, biological process: nitrogen compound transport; amino acid transport; sodium ion transmembrane transport. Gene Ontology annotation, cellular component: plasma membrane; cell projection. The transcript is spliced from 14 exons. Bases 9 to 1952 code for a protein of 647 amino acids. The record is from RefSeq and is a predicted model, not a curated record.
GAAAAGUUAUGUGGCCCUUACAGGAAAAAGGUUUGGGGACCCCUGAUGUACAGUAUAUGGUGUGUGCUUAUACACAUUAUCAUUAUGCUCUGACAAACACUGGUUCAAUCUUUUCUAAGAUUAAAAUGAACAAAAACCAAAACCUCCAAGUAAGACGGGACCAGGACCCUGAGAACAGACCUGAACCAGAAACUCAUGUCAGGGACCAGUGGGCCUCUAAGAUGGAGUACAUCUUGGCGGUGGCGGGACACAUUGUUGGUCUGGGAAAUGUUUGGAGGUUUCCUUACCUCUGCUACAAAAAUGGAGGAGGGGUUUUCUUUAUUCCCUAUGUUUUGUUUUUGUUCACCUGCGGCAUCCCGCUCUUCUUUCUUGAGACGUCGUUGGGUCAGUUCACCAGUCAAGGUGGGAUAACAUGUUGGAGGAAAAUCUGUCCCCUUUUUGAAGGCUUGGGCUAUGGAAGCCAAGUGGUUGUUUUGUACACUGGGAUGUAUUACAUCAUCAUACUGGCUUGGACUCUUCUAUACCUGUUUUCUUCAGCCAGGAGUGAGCUUCCAUGGGUGAGCUGUAACAACAGCUGGAACACAGAUGCAUGUUUCGAGUAUGGCCGCAAUAAAACGUCCCCACUGUACAGGAAUUCCACGUCUUCAGUCGUAGAGUUUUGGGAGAGAAGAAUAUUGGGGCUGUCRGAUGGAAUUGAGAAGAUUGGAAGUGUUCGUUGGGACUUGGCCAUCUGUCUACUUUUGGUCUGGGUGUUGUGUUAUUUCUGUGUCUGGAAKGGAGUCAAGUCUGCAGGAAAGGUGGUGUACUUCACUGCCACUUUUCCAUAUGUGAUUUUGGCAGUGUUGCUGGUUCGAGGUCUUACAUUACCGGGAGCCAAAGAUGGAGUUCUUUUCUACCUCUACCCAGAUCCAUCUCGCCUCAUUGACCCAGAGGUUUGGAUGGAUGCAGGAAGUCAGAUUUUCUACUCCUACGGUGUUUGCACUGGUGUYCUGACAUCAUUAGGUAGCUACAACAAGUACAACAACAACUGCUACAGAGACUGUGUUCAUCUGUGCUUGUUAAACAGCUUAACCAGCUUUGUAGCUGGCUUCGCCAUCUUCUCUGUGCUCGGYUUUAUGGCCAAGGAGCAGGGUGUGGAUAUAUCAGUGGUGGCUGAAUCAGGCCCAGGCUUGGCAUUUAUUGCUUAUCCUCGAGCCAUGGCUCUGAUGCCUCUUCCUCAGCUGUGGGCAGUUUUCUUCUUCAUUAUGCUCAUUCUUUUAGGAUUAGAUAGUGAGUUUGUAUAUCAGGAGUCCUUGGUCACCACAAUCUCUGACAUGUAUCCCUCCUUUUUUCAAAACGCCUGUCGACGUAAACUUCUUCUUUUAUUCAUUUGUAUCGGAGGUUUCCUCGUUGGUUUGGUGAUGGUAACUGAGGGAGGCCUUUAUGUUUUCCAGCUGUUUGAUUACUAUGCCUGCAGCGGGAUGGCACUGUUGUUAUUUGCUAUUCUUCAGUCUGUCUGUGUCGGAUGGAUCUAUGGUGCAGAUCACCACUAUGAUAAUAUAGAAAGCAUGAUUGGCUAUCGUCCCUGGCCUUUUAUGAAAUACUGUUGGAAGUUCUUCACACCAGCUAUCUGCACUUUCACAUUUCUGUUCUCUGUGGUCAAACAUGUGCCUCUCAAAUUCAACAACACCUAUGAAUACCCAUGGUGGGGWUAUGCUGUUGGAGGAUUUUUCACACUAUCUUCAACAUUAUUGGUACCUUUAUGGAUGUUUUACGCCAUAAUCAUCACUCCAGGAACACUAAAACAAAGAUUAAAACAUCUUUGCACUCCAGCAAAAGACUUACCUUGGGCCACAAUAAAGAAGACAUCAAACCAUGAAGCUUUUCAGACGUUCACAGAUUUGUUCACACUGCGCAAAAAAGAGGAUUCAGGUGAAAAUAAGGACAGAACUCAGUGGUCAUCUGUACUUUAAGGCACAAUAAAUAAAUAAAUAAAUAAAUUACAAAGAAGUUAGCAAGAUUACUUUAACUAAGGUUACCCAGCAGGUUACAUCUGAUUUUUUGUUCUGUUUGCUUUUUUUAUAUUCUUACCACCUGAUAAUGGACAUGGUUUGAUAUAUUAAAAUUUUAUUGUUUUUGCAUAUAAAAAAGACUAAAUGUCUUUUUUGUCCACUUUUUUCAUCCACUUCUUUUUUUUCUAAAGACAUUUGCAUUAUUUGCAAUUUGCCUCUAGGGGGCGCUAAAUAUCUAUUUUUGAAUCAUUUUAUAGCGAAAUUGAAGCUCAACUGUGCUCCUGAGCUGCAUUCACCAGUAGGUAUCUAUUC